AUUUUAUUUUUAUGAKAAUUGUCCGCAAUAGUUGUGCACACUAACAUUUCAAAUAAAAAUGACUUUAAAAUGACCUGCUUGUCACAUUGGACUACAGAAUUGUCAGAAGAAACACCUGCAAGUUAAGACAUUGAAUCGCGGCAGAAUUAGACUCUAAAAAUCCAUACAUCACUUUAAGAAGACUGAGGAAUUCCUAUUCAUUCAACCCGGACAUUCUCAGCACAGCACAGAAUACUUAUUUAAGAACAAUUAUAUUACAAUGAUUUGAACCACAUCACAUAAAAGGGAAUUACUAUAACGUCAUAACUCCCGCAAUGUUUUAAUUAAAUGGACCAAAGAAGCCUUGUCUUGUACACCGAUGACUAUACUCAAAUCUCAUACGAAUAUCAACGCGAAACUGUGGAUAACAGAAAAGACUGCUUUGGUGGUAAAAAAGCGUCAAACACCCAUAGYGAUCUCACUUUUAUUACAGAAGUAGGGAGUGUUGAAAGCGGCRACAUACGACAUUUUCUAGAGAGCCCCAAGUGGCCUUCAAACUUAUUCAAGUACAGAUUCUUGGCGAAGUGAGACAGAUUGUGAGAGGAACAAUUAUAUUUGUAAUUGUGCCACGUCUGUUAACUGUUCUCCGUAUUCCAGAGUUCGACAGGAGGUUCAAAAUUAAUAGGAGAUGUUUCGGUGAUCAAUUAAAGUCAUUUAAGCGUCAAAUGAAAAUGAAAUAGAACAAUAGCAAAAGGAGUAAAUUGUUCCCACUGAAAAGAUCCAUGAACGAGUCUACUCUUCGCUCAGUUGAAGAUUGCAAACAGUAUCUCGAAUAUUAUCCAAGAUCUGUUGACAAAAUGAACUCAGAAUGGCAAGUAUUAAUAUCAAAAUCGACUUGUUUCAUAAGAUAGACGCCGAUUAAAGUUGAUCGGRGCGUCAAUCAAACAGCAAUAAUUAAAUAGACAAUUUUUAUAGAGAUUUUGUGGAACUACAAGUAACACUUUGAAGCGACCAUGGAAUGGAGAACUGCUCUUAAUACAAGUAACAAUUCAUUCUCCCAAACAUCACAAGAAGGAUGUUUUUACUUCGAAGUCAACUUAAGCACCGAAAGCUACUGGGAAAUUAUACAUACAAUCACAGCUGCUAUAAAUAGUAUAUUUGCCAUUUCUUCUGUUCUUGGUAAUUCACUAAUCCUUUAUGUUAUCUGGAAGAAUCCUUCAUUGCACAAUCCAUCCAAUACUCUACUGGGCUGUUUGGCCUUCUCGGACUUUUUCGUGGGUUUUUUAGCACAACCAGCUUUUGUUGCGCACAAAAUCGGCGAGCUAACAUCGAACUUUCCACUAUACUGUAAAACCAGAGUUGCAACCGAAACAGUUGGAAUGAUCACAUCUGGCGUUUCAAUCCUCACUCUAGCAGCAAUAAGUAUUGAAAGAUAUCUUGCUCUUAAGUUAAACUUACGCUACAAGGCACUUGUAACUAUCUCAAGGAUGCUUUAUACUGUUGGUAGUUUUUGGGUGAUAAUGAGCUUAGUUACUGCGUUGAAAAUUCUACCGAACAUGAAGACGGCCUCGGACACGAUCAUAUUUGCUAUACUUGUGGCAUCUUUUAUUCUCAUUCUAGUUUCUUAUGCCAAGAUUUUACGCUGCGUCAUUCGACACCAGAACGCCAUCAACUCCGAGCAAGUCUUCGUACAAUCGGAAAGAAACAUUGAGGAUUUAAAAGAUGAAAAAACAGAAAAAGUACAGCGCACUUUCAGCCUUCUUCGUUACAAGAAGUCAACAAUUUCCAUGGCUUACAUCUUGGGGUUUUACCUCAUUUUCUACAUGCCGUUUAUAGUGACUCUAGUUGCGAAAAAGUUCGUUGGCUACACAAGGGUAAUCAAAGCGUCGUACGUUUGCACUUCGACUUUGGUUUUUCUGAAUUCUUCAGUGAAUCCAGUUAUCUACUGUUGGAGGAUGUCGGAUAUAAGGAGUGCUGCGAAAAAAACUUUGAGAAAACUUCGUUGUUCAAAAGCUCAAGAAAUAGAGGUCGCGGCUAACGGAAUCAYCGGAAGUGUUGCACCAUAUUCUGCUUUUAAUCGCAACAUCAGUGUUAAUAUCUCUAUCAUGUGACAGACGGACAAC
This is a messenger RNA of Exaiptasia diaphana, 2102 nucleotides long. RefSeq names its product melanocyte-stimulating hormone receptor. The record is from RefSeq and is a predicted model, not a curated record. Bases 993 to 2090 code for a protein of 365 amino acids. The transcript has a single exon. Gene Ontology annotation, cellular component: membrane. Gene Ontology annotation, biological process: G protein-coupled receptor signaling pathway. Gene Ontology annotation, molecular function: G protein-coupled receptor activity. Lineage: Eukaryota; Metazoa; Cnidaria; Anthozoa; Actiniaria; Aiptasiidae.